Messenger RNA from Python bivittatus (Burmese python), 1840 nucleotides. It is a transcript of the gene AKTIP, whose product is annotated as AKT interacting protein. Lineage: Eukaryota; Metazoa; Chordata; Lepidosauria; Squamata; Pythonidae. The record is from RefSeq and is a predicted model, not a curated record.
CUGAGUCCAGAGUUCAGAAAAGGACGGUGCCUUUUCCUCCCAUGAGUAUAAAAGGAUGCGUCAAAUGUGGUUUCUGCAUAUCCAGAGAUCCAGGUAAUUAAGAACCACGUAACAACAACAACAAAAAGCCUCAACCAGAUUUGCUGGAAUCUGAUUUCAGAAACAAAGAUAUAAGUGACUCUAGGAUGCUUGAGCUCAAGUGUUUAGUAGUCCAUCCUGUAAACUAAGCAAAUCCUUGCAUCAUUUUUGCCACCUUUUUCCAACAAAUUACAAGUGGAGCUUCCUUCCUGUGGUUCACUCUUCACUUUGGAAUAGCGCUCUGUAUUGCCUCAGAUCUUCAGAAACACUACAUUGUGUGGGGUUAGAAAGUAACUGUAGAAAGUUGGACGUUUGGGCAGUAUAGUAUAUUAACACCUGGUGUUUUGGACUGCACGUUAUGAACCCUUUCUGGAGCAUGUCUGCAAGUUCUACACGUAAGAAACCGGAAACGGAAGAAAAGGCUCUAGCUGGUGAGCUGAAGAACAGUCCUCCACGCUCUGCUCCCAAAAAGCAGUUGCCUUCUAUUCCCAAAAAUGUUAUGCCAAUGACCAAGCCUGCUUCUCCUGCCCUUUCAGCUCAGUCUACAAAUGGAACCCAUGCCUCCUACGGACCUUUCUAUUUGGAAUAUUCUCUGCUGGCAGAAUUUACUUUGGUUGUGAAGCAGAAGCUGCCGGGCGUCUAUGUGCAGCCUUCUUACCAGUCUGCAUUAAUGUGGUUUGGAGUAAUAUUCAUAAGACACGGGCUAUAUCAGGACGGCGUAUUUAAGUUUACAGUCUACAUUCCUGACAAUUACCCCGAUGGGGAUUGCCCACGCUUGAUUUUUGAUCUGCCCAUUUUCCACCCGCUCGUGGAUCCUGUCUCAGGUGAACUGGAUGUGAAAAGAGCAUUUGCCAAAUGGAGGCGAAAUCAUAACCACAUAUGGCAAAUACUGAUGUAUGCGCGUAGAGUUUUCUACAAGAUUGACACAAGCAGCCCUCUUAAUCCUGAAUCUGCUGUGCUGUAUGAAAAGGAUAUUCAACUCUUCAAGAGUAAAGUGGUUGACAGUGUAAAAUUAUGCAGCAGUCAUUUAUUUGAUCCACCCAAGAUAGAAGACCCCUAUGCAAUUAGCUUUUCUCCCUGGAAUCCAGCUAUACACAAUGAAGUUAGAGAGAAGAUGUUGACUCAGAAGAAGAAAGGAGAUGAUCAACAAUGUAAGAAUAUGCAAGUAUCUGGCCUGUCGUGGGUGAAACCGGGCUCUGUUCAACCCUUCAGCAAAGACGACAAGACUCUUCCCACCUAGCCCCUGCAAACAAUGAUGCACUCAACACUUUCUACGGGAAGAGGGAAUGUAGCAGAGCCGAACAGCGAAACUGUGGUUUCCCUUCUUGACUUUGGAUUAAUAGAGUAAAUGCUAGCCAUGACUAAAGCAAUCCUAUUCAGUGUGAUUGCUUGGACUCUUCUUGAUGUUUUACACACGUUUUAAUUGCAGCCUGGAAGUAGGUCUUAAAGAUUGGGCUUCUGUAAGGAAGUCCAUGGUGUGUGGGUAAUACUUCAGGAUUCAAAUAUACCUUGAGGUUCUUGAUGGGUUCCUUUUUAAAGCUUUUUUAAUGUAAAGAGCAGGCCAGAAAAACUCAUUCCAGAGAUAAUCUGUGUUUGUGUAAACUAAUACAGCAGAGUAAAAUACUAUAUUUAAAACUUUUAAAUGCAUUGGUUUCUAUUGUAAAUAUAUUAGGAUAUGGAAUUUGUAAAUACUUGGUUCCGAUUCUUUCUAGCCCUUUUAGGGGCAGAAAGGCUGAGACUGAUUAUGUAUGAUGUGUACCUA